Messenger RNA from Tachysurus fulvidraco (yellow catfish), 571 nucleotides. It is a transcript of the gene smdt1b, whose product is annotated as single-pass membrane protein with aspartate-rich tail 1b. Lineage: Eukaryota; Metazoa; Chordata; Actinopteri; Siluriformes; Bagridae. Gene Ontology annotation, cellular component: uniplex complex; mitochondrial inner membrane. The record is from RefSeq and is a predicted model, not a curated record. Gene Ontology annotation, biological process: calcium import into the mitochondrion; mitochondrial calcium ion homeostasis. The transcript is spliced from 3 exons. Bases 45 to 311 code for a protein of 88 amino acids.
UCUCUCUGUCUUUUUCCACAUACAGAACGCAUGAACCAGGAAAUAUGGCGUUGGCAGCCAGAGCCCUAUUUAGGAGUUUCCUCACCAGGAAUCUCGGAUCAAGAAAUAUGAAAGGAGGCUCAUUAAUCCGAAACGCGGUGUCAUCAACGUCGGGGGCCAUCCUUCCAAAACCAGAUAAAACCCCGUUUGGUGUUGUGCGCAUGACCGUGGUGGUGUUCCCGUUCCUCUACAUAGGCACGCUCAUCAGCAAGAGGUUUGCGGCUCUUCUAGAAGAGCACGACAUUUUCGUUCCUGACGACGACGACGACUGAGUAACGACAGGCUUAUACGAUCGAGCCGUAAGUCCGCCGAGGUUGACUGCGGACGCACACCGUUGCUCACACUGAAGAUAACUCUAAGCAGGAUCAAUGCAAUAAAGUGCCAGUUCAUCAGCUACCGUUUACACUCAAACCUUGCAUUCAGUGCCUGACUCUAAAGUCUGAUUUUGAAGAUUUUUCUAUCUAAAGUCUAAUCACCAUAAUAUUUUUGCAUGCACAGUUUUGUUUCAUGUUGAAUAAAGAACUUGACUAUC